Molecule: messenger RNA, 1413 nt
Organism: Torulaspora globosa
Lineage: Eukaryota; Fungi; Ascomycota; Saccharomycetes; Saccharomycetales; Saccharomycetaceae
Gene: CTI6
Product: Cti6p
Exons: 1
Coding region: 1-1413 (470 amino acids)
Biological process (GO): negative regulation of rDNA heterochromatin formation; negative regulation of silent mating-type cassette heterochromatin formation
Cellular component (GO): Rpd3L complex; Rpd3L-Expanded complex
Source: RefSeq, a predicted model, not a curated record
AUGGAGGAUGGAACGAGGCAGUUGUGGGAGCUGAAGACAUUGACUAUGGAGAUUAUCCGGGAGGAAAAUACUCUUGGCGAAGAGGUUGAGUCACCUGAGGAGGAGGAGGGAGAGACUCGCUGUGUAUGUGGAGAGAUUGAGCCGCCCGAUGACUCCGGACUGUAUAUACAGUGCGAGCAGUGUUCCGUCUGGCAGCACGGAGCGUGUGUCGGGAUUGCAGACGGUGAGGAUAGCCAUGUCGAGAAGUACUGGUGCGAGCAAUGUAAGCCGGAACUCCACCACCUGUAUACCGUUGAUAGUACGGGCGCCACCAGAUCGGUAUACAAGCCAGUGGCAGAGAAGAGACGACUGAGCAGGAGAAGUACUCGGCGCGGCGACGCCGAGGCGGAGACACCAGUGGUGGGCAGUGAUCAGAAGGGAGAAUCUGCCGACGUUUCGCACUCAUCGUCGCCUUCAUCGGGCAGAUCUCAUGGGUCACGUGGACGGAAGGCAUCUUAUGGUGAGGAUAGAAGUGUAGAUGAUUCGAAGGCUGAUAACAGGGUUUCGGCUCCUGGGUCUGGGCUGGAAGGUUCCGAUGAAGCUGAGAGAAGGCUGCAGGACCGGAAACGGGCAACAUUUUCGGCAAGAGAGGAAAAACAGUACCAAUGGAUGCUGGAGAAAGCAAUUCGUGAGAGCAGACGCACUUCUCAACAGGAGGUCGAAGCGAAGAACUCGGAAGACGGGCACGAUCGGGAGACUGAUUCGGUUGUAGGCUCUGCCAAUCAUGCGGUUGAAGAUUUCAAGACCACGAGCCCGGAAACUGGGUUGAACGGUGUUGCACAACAACUGGAAGAAUUGAUCCCAGCGCCGGAAAGUGUGUCUACCGAGUUCAGUCAUGAGGCGGUUGCUGCAACCGCCAACACAACAGCACAGUCUGCUCAGGCUGCCAAAAAUACUUCCGAGACGGUUUCCCGAUCGUCUAACUCUACAUCUGAAGACGAUAGCAAGAGGCGGGCACCUUCAAGGCGAUCAAAACGGGUUGGGAAUAUUGCCAGAAAGAGCAAUAGAACCAACAGAAGCAGUUCAGAGAGAACGGCCAAUGGCAGAGGCAGAAAUAAUACAGGUGCUAGAGGGGAGAUCGGCAUAGACAAACCGAUGAAGCCUAGAAUACCACCCCAGAGAACAUCUCUAAAUGAGAUGAGGCGACGAGUAUCUGCAAUAUUGGAGUUCAUAUCUCGGACUCAAUGGGAAUUGAGUGAGAGCCACUCUUCGAAAGACGAGCUGGUUAGGUUUGUGGAGAAUCAGCAAUUUAUAGAGCAGGUGGACUCUAUUUUCGAAAAGUAUGAUCACAGCUUCAAGCUGAUGGACGAUCUAACGAGGUCUUUGUUACUUUGGGAGAAGAAAUACUCACGGACUUCCAACCUUCAUGAGUAA